AUGGUAAAAAAUUCAAUUAUACCUGUUAUUUCACAAGAAAAAAAAGAAAAAAACCCAGGAUCGGUUGAAUUUCAAAUAUUCAAAUUUACCGAUAGAAUACGAAGACUUACUUCACAUUUUGAAUUGCACCGAAAAGACUAUUUAUCUCAAAGAGGUUUACGUAAAAUUUUGGGAAAACGACAAAGAUUGCUGUCUUAUUUGUCAAAGAAAGAUAGAAUACGGUAUAAAAAAUUAAUAAAUCAGUUUGAUAUUCGAGAGUCACAAAUUCGUUAA
Molecule: messenger RNA, 273 nt
Organism: Glycine soja
Lineage: Eukaryota; Viridiplantae; Streptophyta; Magnoliopsida; Fabales; Fabaceae
Source: the annotation of a RefSeq genome assembly